AGGUCUUAACAAAUCAAUGUAGUUACGCUUGCGUAUUUUAAUGUUGCGGGUCGUUCAGAAAGAAGCUCAAAAACUACAAAUAUAUCUGGUAAAGAAGAGUUACCGUGGAAAAGUGAACGAUUGCUGCAGCGAAGAAUUACCGUGAGACUGCAGUGGAUCUUUUAGGGCCUUGAAUUUUUGACGUCAUGCCCGGGCAUGGAAAGAAAGAAAGAAAGCGAGCGACUUUUCACCUUCUCGCCCUUCCCCCACAUACAUAAAAAUAUUUCUUAAACGCAUGAUAAUUUUUGGCGCAACAACUACAGAAGAAAAAAUGAGGACUCGGCUCCGAGGAAUCUUUCUCGCCGCGCGGGCUAUACUAGUACCCACGUCGAUCUACAACAUUGAUGGAGCGCAUGUUGUAUCACCACCUACCACAGACGGCUGUGGAGACAGCGACGCAAGCUCUUGCUCGUCUGUCGAGUACUGCGACGAAGUUGAUUACCAGGACCGAGAACUUUUUGAAAUUCAGCGACCGUCACCGGAGUCCAAUUCGAAUUUUUGCGAACAUGGGGCUUCUGACUGGCUUGCGCGCGUGCUCCACGAACUUGAAGAAGAGUGGGCGCUCGAUGCCGCAACAAGCGAAGCGGGGGCGGAAGUGUCCGACCGGACUGAUCAUUUUAGACCCCAGCAGUCACCUGUCUCUGGUGCCGGUGAGGCGGACGCGCAGCAACAUGGGCCAAUAGACGCUGGCGUGCUGGAAAAUAGUACCCAUCUACCGAGUGACGACCCGCGGGUAUUCGGAAGUUUUUUGUUUGAUUUGGUCCUGCAGCUGGACGCAGAGAGGUUGCGGUGCGCGUAUUUCGCUCCCGACGGCGUUGGCGAUGCGGACGUUAUGACUCUCUCAAAUCGGGACUUUAACGAGAUAGGUCCCGUUUUGGGAAAGAGCAGCAUAAACUGGCCGGCGUGUCCUGAGACGGCGAACCACUGUUGUGCGUGUUGCACCACGUCUGCUUCUAUCAAAUGUAAAAAUGUCUGGGUCUGGAAGAAUGCGAGGUCUGUCAUGCGUGUCUGGCAUGACUGAAAAGUUUGUGAUGCGUGUCCAAGAUGAGACCCGUAUACUUGUCAUGCACAAACCCACUUUGUCAUGCGGAAAGCGCUAUACUAAGCAGCGCGGAUAUUUCUCAUGCUUGGCUGUGCAUUACAGAGCAUUCACUCUUCCCAACCUUGCAUUACAAGCUUCCAGACCCAGACAUUUUUACAGUUGAUAGCUUCGCUCGAGGACCGCGGGUCUCCGUACACGGAGAUCGUGGGUUUGCUUGCGUCCUACGCUACGCCUGACGGAAUCUGGAAGGCGCUCGGACCAGAGAGGUUUCGGGUAGAGGCGGAGAAGGAAGCCGCGUCAGGACUUCGUCCGGGCGGUAGAAGGGCGUGGUCCGCGUCGGGGGAGGAGAGGAAGCUGAAACAAGGAAAAGACGACGGCAGUAGACCAGAACACUUUCGUGGGGUGCCGGCACCACACCUUCACGAAGGUGGGGCGUUUCUCUUCCGGCAGGUCAAUCCGGAAUCUGACGACUUGCAAGAAAUCCGGUAUGGUUAUCGCAGCAUUUUUAGCUGGACGCGCGGCCGCGACGACAUCGAGGACGAGGACCCUGAAAGCGGUUUUUUACAACGCGAUCGUCCGCCCCCUGGACAGGAGGCGAUGUUGCGGGAUGGAGAUACGAGUCAAUACAGAUUUGCCGGACUGUCUGACGAUGGCGUCUAUUCAAUCCUGGUCCAGGUUCUGGGUCGCGUUCGGAGAAUGCAGCGGCUUUUGCUUUCCGGGUCCGGGGGUCCGAGCUCGCAGACUACAAGCAGUAUUGGCGAAAGCGGGAGAGCAGGCAGCUUUGAUGAAGAUGAAAACGACGAGAAGCGGUCUGUUUUCGGCUUGGGUGAAUCAGCCAUGGUUUGCCACGAACUUGCAACGGGGAUUUGCAGUGGGGAAAAUGUUAGCUACGGGCUCAAGAAAUUGUUGACGGGGAAGGGUGCCUUUUCGGGGCCGACGCCUAGCGACGUUUACCGCCUGCGCCGGUUGGGUUGGGUGCGACGGCGGAGCCGCACGGACCCGACGGAGGUUGUUUGGACGAAGGAUUCGAAUGCGCCGGACCCGCGCAGCCUCCCGCGUGAGGAUGUGGAAGUCUUGCAGGUCUUGCCGCCUGCGCAAGUGGAAAUGCAGCAGCCUCAGAAUGAUCUCGCGCCAGGCAGCGAAGCGACGCGGCCGGCUCUUAGCGAUCGACGACUCGCACAGAUCCAGCGUGUGCAGCAGUGGUAUACAGUUGCGCAGCGGCCUCUGUUGUACUCGAAGUAUGAUAUGUGGAUUCAUAAAAAGCCGUGGUAUCGGCCACAACGGCGUGGCUGGAAGGCGGCGGUUCGUGACAGGGUGGCGGACUGCUGUUGGGGCCCUGUAACGGAAGGUCUGCGCGAUUGCUGCCUCGGCAGAGAUAGUGCCAAUGCGCAGGACCCGCAGACCAGACUCUAUUUCCGUUCCGGUAUGAACGCAGGCCCCGUAGCGGACGUGAUCACGGACGACUUGGACCUUCCGCUUUCCGAGGAGGAAGGUUUUUUGACCACGCAAGAGUUGCAGGAUUACGUGAGCCCCGUUCUCCAUGCGUUUUUAGAGGAGGUGAAGUCAUUUUUGCUCUAUCGCCUCACGGAGCUGUCGUUUCCGUAUCGGCUUUGCGGCAAGAAUCCCUGUGGCGGUCUACUUUUCGGAGAAGCGCCAGAGGUGGUCCAGACCGCGCCUCCGGGGGAGCAGCAUCCAUGCUGUUGUUGUGUUCCCCCCGCGGAAGACUGCAGCAGCAACGCCGCGGCCGCCUGCGUCGCAGCGUGGCUACCAGUCUGCUGUGGCUUCUGGUGUUGCCCGCUUCCGAAGGUGGAAGUAGGUCUCUUCACUGCAACUAUUGGCAAAGGUCUCCUUCCUGCACCGGCCGACUGUGCGAAAACCUGCGUCCUGCAGGAUGUCCUGCUUCCGAAAUUGCAGCGAGCUGCCCGUCUCCGUAUAGAGGCCGUUGCAGCUGUUCUCCUGAUUGGCCUUCUUCUGCGCCGUCCUCCCGCAAGCGUUCUCCAUACACCAAGGGCACCAGCGGCUGCACCCACUGCAACACAUUCUGGUUCCCCUCCGCCAGUGCGACGAGAAUACGGUAGGCGUUCAGGGUUUCGGUCGCGCCGAGCUGCUUCUCGACCAGUGGCAGCGAGUUCACCAAAAUCGUGGCAAUCAGGAAUUUAUCCUGUGCAAAAGUAUCGUACUGUACUCGUAUAAAUGCUAACGCAUUACAAAUUUCCUCAGCAUGAGAAAUAAAAUUUAAAUUUCUACCUUAAGGAAAAGAUUUGUAUAUGCAUGAUUGCAAUAUAUACCAGUACGAUACUUUUGCACAGGAUAGAAUUGGUACCAGGAUUUUGAAAACUUCGGAAAAUCAGCGGCAGUAG
This is a messenger RNA of Amoebophrya sp. A120, 3441 nucleotides long. Lineage: Eukaryota; Dinophyceae; Syndiniales; Amoebophryaceae. The record is from the annotation of a GenBank genome assembly.